Messenger RNA from Acanthocheilonema viteae, 982 nucleotides. NCBI's taxonomy places the organism in Eukaryota, Metazoa, Nematoda, Chromadorea, Rhabditida, Onchocercidae. The record is from the annotation of a GenBank genome assembly.
AUGGGUGACAUUCGUAGUAGCGAUGAUCCGACGAAAAGCGUUACCGAAUUAGCCGUUCCACAUAUUAUCAACGAUGAUGUUAACAAUCAAAAGCUAUCAAAAACAUUGAAAACGGAUGCAAAAUCAUUUGAAAACAAAGAAAUGCAAACAACACGUCAAGGGGACGAAGGCCGUCGUCGUAGCGGCGUCUUUUACGCUGGUCGCGGACGACGUGGCUCAAUCAAUUGCGGGUCUCGUUCAACCACAUACAUAUCUCGUGGUUAUUGGUGUCCUCAUUCGGCGAGUGGUUACAAUAGUAACAAUUCAAGACGAUCAAUUCCCGGUACAAAAAAUAAUCGAACAGUCAAAACUGCACGAACAACUGGAAGCGCAACUGUCAUCGAUAAUGUUGAAAAUGAAAAUCAACGUUCUGCUACCACUGAAUCUUCGAAAAGCACUAAUUCACAUGCAAAUUCAUCCAGUUAUCGAUCACAAGUAACGCGAACAUUUCGUAAUGGAGCAUUACGUGCAAAUCGGGCGCGGCGUAGUAACGUAAUAAAACGUUCGCAAAGUGAAACGGUUGCUUCUGAAUUCACUUCCCAAACUGCAACAGCAGAAGAUACCAUCAGGAGUGAAAACGUAUUACACGGAAGUAGUAGUGGUGGUAGUGGUAAUGAUGGUAAUGAUGGUUGUGGUGGUGAUAAUGGUGGUGGUGAUAGCGAUGGUGCUAAUGGCGACACUUACUAUUCUGCUAGCAAUAUUUUUUCUAGUGAUAAAUGUAGCAAUUUACCAAUCAUUUAUGUUGCACCAACUGGAACAAUUUCAAUUUUGCUCAAUAAAGGUGUUACUGUUGAGGUAGCAGUUGAUCGAGCUAUUCGAAUUCUUUGCCACGAUAAAUUUUCGGCAGUAUGUAAUAGUCGUGGUACCGGUUCAUGCAUAUUACAUAAAAAAGCUCGCAUUUUCCAGCAAGAUGAAAAUGUUUUCUGCAAUUUUGGAACGACUU